AUGAGAAUAGAAAAAUGUUUCUUUUGUUCAAGUAACAUUUAUCCAGGACAUGGUACGAUUUUUGUAAGAAAUGACUCUACAGUUUUUAGAUUCUGUAGAUCUAAAUGUUCUAAAGCUUUCAAAAAGCGUAAGAAUCCUCGUAAAGUUAAGUGGACGAAAAUAUCAAGAAAAAUUAGAGGAAAAGAACUUCUUCAAGAUAAAGUAUACGAAUUUGAACAUAGACUACAAGCACCGCCUUUAUAUGAUAGAGAACUUGUUAACAAUACUGUAGAAGCCAUACCAAGAAUAUCAUACAUCAGAAGUAAGAGAGAGGCAAUGUUUAUAAAAAACAGAAUAUUAAGUAAUAAAGAAAAAAUGAAAGAAGAUGAACUAAGAAUAUUAGACAAGCAUAAAAAUUUAUUAGAAGAUAGUCAUAAAAAUGUGCUGGAAGAUAAGACUUUAGAAAUAGAACAUGAGAAGAAAGUUGUUAAAAAACAUGCACAAACUAAUUAA
Molecule: messenger RNA, 492 nt
Organism: Vairimorpha ceranae
Lineage: Eukaryota; Fungi; Microsporidia; Nosematidae
Product: ribosome biogenesis protein rlp24
Exons: 1
Coding region: 1-492 (163 amino acids)
Biological process (GO): ribosomal large subunit biogenesis
Cellular component (GO): nucleolus
Source: RefSeq, a predicted model, not a curated record